UUGCACAUGAACAGUGAACUUUAAUGAAUCUUCCUCUUUCAACAUCCAUAAUUAUGAACCUGUGCAUUCCGAUUCGAGCACAAACAUUGACCUAAGGUGUGGCUUGGCCGAUACUUAACAAGUUGGGCAUCUACGAGGUCCCAGCUGCCCUUCAUGGGGCGAGCAACUCUUUCUUCAUGCAUAAUUCGCAUGUGUGGAUAGGGCAAUAAUAAGACAAUAACAACCAUCCAUAUAUUCCCAACCAUAUAUAUUGGUCUAUUGGUCAUGGAUGCAUUCCUAGCCAAAUUAUCUUACCACGCCACCAACUACGCAAUCAGAUCUUGUCUUGCUCUUACCUCCACUUAUGUCAUUCAGCAAGGUUCGAGGUUACUCAAGACAGUCGACGAUGACCCCUUACGUACCGAGCUAAGCCACCUGCAAAGACGGUUGGCUCGCAAGAUCGAGCUCGUCUCUCCUAUAUUAGAGUCCAUCGAGUUCCGUUACACGCGAGGGAACUCAGCUCUAGAGGCCGUGGUACGAACAGCACAGGAACUACGGACCGAUGUCGAUUCUCUCGGUAAACGCCUUGAAAAUGCCGCCUUAGCAGAUGAAUCACGGCAAAAUGGGGCAGCCAAGAACUCUACCGCCGCUGCUCUGCGGCGAAUCGAAAUUCAAAGCAUUAUCACGGAUAUCAAGCAGCUAAUUGUAGACAUUGAUGAUUCUAUACCACUCAUCAACCUCUGGGUUUCCGCGAUUGGGGGCAUACAAACCCAGCCUUCGGCUUUCUCACCGUCCCGCCUAUUGCAGGCUAGCAUGCUAGUGAACGUUGGAGAUACUCAAUAUAUCCUCAAUUCUGGUACGCCUAUGCAGAUUGGUCCGGACUUUGUGCUGUCUAUUUACAUGCUCUUUCGGGCCCAUACUUCUCGUGAGGAUCCCAGGGAACCAUACGGCUUAGAAGAUGAUCAACGCAAGCCACUAUGGCAGGAGGUAAUUCACAAGGCACGAGUCCGGCUCCGUCGAGUGCCAUUUGAGGAUGAAUUCGGUGAUAUGAACGGUUUAGGAAACAACGCCUCAUAUGCGAGUUACGCGUACCAACUUCAGAUUGUGGAAGAUUUAGAUGAUGGGAGAGUUCACACAGUCGAAGAUGGUGAUGAUCAACCAAGUUCCUAUGAUGGCGUCCGUACAGCCGGAAUUCGGGAAUUUGUCCCUGUCCACCAAAUAUCAAAGAUGUUCUACGCAGACGUUGGAAGGAUACUGAAUAUUAACAAUGACGACGGUGCCUCAAGCAAUCCAGUACUUCUGCUCAAGAGGGAUACCAAAGCUCUACAUGUAAACAAGGAGAUACCAACAAUCACACAUCAGAUGGCCCAAACAGGGUUGAUUCAAGACGUUGACGAAAGCGCCACAUCUAAUGGCACGUUGGAAGCUGGUUCGCAUGAUGACGCUAAUGACCAACUUCAACUCCAGCUCCAACUCGAAAGCGAGAACACCCGGCCAACAAAAAGUCCUAGCCCUUUAAAAUUUCCUCAAGACCUGGAUCCAGAGUGGCUAGCCCUCGAAGUUUUUGACAUUAACGACGACGGCACAGAAGACACAGAAGACGAGGACGAACCUACACCGGAAGAGGAGAACCAAGAUACACCAUCUAAAAACGAAGCUACCCAAGACUCACCGCGUCCCCGUCGCAUCAAACACGACUCCCGCCAUUCCGCGGACUCAAACUUAGUAUCGCAACUAAGCCGGAUGAGCCUAGCCUCCUCGCGCCCUUCGUCCCGAAACUCCGGGGCACUGGUACCUGAUUCCGGAACCUUGGACGAGGACCUACUCGAGCGCUCCCCCUUCGGCGCUAUCCAAACCUCACUCUCCCUACUUGAGAUGUUGCUACGCCUAACUAGCCUACAAGAGUUCGAACAAACCACGCACUUGGCGAUCCCCGACCACGUUCUACGGUUCUACCUGGACGAAUCAACGUCACGAGCUGAUGCCGAUGCUCCCGUUCAUCGCGGAGUUGGUGGGGGUCGGAGUUAGGAUUAUGGUGAUAGUUAAUACUUAAUGGGAGACUGUGGAAAUUGGCCUUGGAUCGAGUUUGUGUUGAUUAGGUAGAUAUCCAAUCAAAGUGAGUCGAGGCUGUACUGUAAAUGGCGUGGGUGCUACGGUUUGUACACGGCUUCAGGAGGGAUCGCGGACUAGUCUGAGACUGUAUCAAGAUUGUAUGACGUACCUACGGCCUGUCAAGUAUAGAAAAACAAAUAAAUUCCGAAUAGGU
Messenger RNA from Annulohypoxylon maeteangense, 2245 nucleotides. Its product is annotated as Ran-binding-domain-containing protein. Bases 265 to 2007 code for a protein of 580 amino acids. NCBI's taxonomy places the organism in Eukaryota, Fungi, Ascomycota, Sordariomycetes, Xylariales, Hypoxylaceae. The record is from RefSeq and is a predicted model, not a curated record. Gene Ontology annotation, cellular component: nucleus; cytoplasm. Gene Ontology annotation, molecular function: GTPase regulator activity. The transcript is spliced from 3 exons.